AUGCGCUAUCGGUAUUAUAUGCACUAUGCAGAGGGGAGUCUCAUGUCGCCGAUCCAGGUGCAGCUGAUCAUGAAUGCACUGAAAAAUGGCCCCGUCCCCUUCUUCAUCAAACCCAUCACCGGGUUCAUCACCGACAAAGUCAGCGCCGAGUUUCUUGACCAAGAGCUUCGCACCCAUUUCCGCUUCCUUGAGGACCAGCUGGCGUCUGCGCUGGAGGAGGGGCCGUUUCUGUGUGAUUCGCGGCUGACUGCGGCGGAUAUCCACAUGAGCAUCCCUGUUCUGGCGGCGCUUAAUCUGUGUAUCAUUCCGCGGAAGGAGUAUCCGCGGUUGGAUGCUUAUGCAGCGGAGAUUCAGAACUCGCAGGGUUAUCGACGGGCGGUAGAGAAGGUGGUGAAUGUUGAAGGGAAGCCUUUUGUCCCGAUCUAG
Aspergillus fischeri NRRL 181 is the source of this 426-nucleotide messenger RNA. Its product is annotated as putative glutathione S-transferase. Lineage: Eukaryota; Fungi; Ascomycota; Eurotiomycetes; Eurotiales; Aspergillaceae. Bases 1 to 426 code for a protein of 141 amino acids. The record is from RefSeq and is a predicted model, not a curated record. The transcript has 2 exons.